Molecule: messenger RNA, 3290 nt
Organism: Diprion similis
Lineage: Eukaryota; Metazoa; Arthropoda; Insecta; Hymenoptera; Diprionidae
Gene: Cip4
Product: formin-binding protein 1-like
Exons: 11
Coding region: 240-2066 (608 amino acids)
Biological process (GO): signal transduction
Molecular function (GO): protein binding
Source: RefSeq, a predicted model, not a curated record
GUGCGUCGGGUGAGGCCUAGAUGGCGCGGUCGUGGAAUUCCGGGCGGUUUUGGAGACAGACGGUGAGUCGAGCCAGUGGUUACAGGCGGACAUGUUGAAGGUGUUUCCGUAAAUGUGGGUGAAUAAUCAGUGAAUUUUAUGCCUCUCGACGGAGUCUCGUAGCGGGCUCGAGCGAAAUCCCAGUGUCUCUCUAUGUGAAGUGUCGUGACAAUAGACCUCCAGGCUUUUAAGCCGCAAAGAUGAGCUGGGGCACCGAGUUAUGGGACCAGUACGAGAAUCUCUCGUUGCACACGCAAAAAGGUAUCGAAUUUCUGGAGCGAUAUGGACAUUUCAUACGUGAUAGAUGCACCAUCGAAGUUGAGUACGCCGCAAAACUAAGGAGACUUGUCAAGAGUUAUCAGCCGAAAAAAAAGGACGAGGAAGAUUACCAGUACAGUCCAUGCCGUGCCUUCAAACUAGAAUUGAACGAAGUGAACGAUCAAGCAGGACAGAGAGAACUAAUAGCAGAAAAUCUGCAGGCAAAUGUCCUCCGAGAGCUGAAUAUACUUGUAAAAGACUUCAAGGAAGAUCGAAAGAAACAUUUGCAGGAAGGAGCCAGAUUAAUGGCGUCUCUUGCUGGUCAAAUAGGAAAUUUAGAACGUGCUAGAAAAGCUUAUGAAAAAGCAUUUCGCGAAGCGGAGAGGGCGUUGGAUCAGUAUCAAAGGGCCGAUGCCGACCUUAAUCUUUCUAGGGCCGAGGUAGAGAAACAGAGAAUGAACAUGACUGUGAAAACGCAGCAGUGCGAAGAGGCGAAAACGGAGUAUGCAAAUCAAUUGCAAAAAACAAAUGACAUGCAAACGCUACAUUAUCAUACAGCGAUGCCCGAAGUUUUUCAACAUUUGCAGGAACUGGAUGAAAAAAGGGUGAAGAACAUGCGGAAUUAUAUGAUGAAAUCUGUCGCAAUCGAGAGAGCCGUCGCUCCAAUUAUUGAACAAUGCUUGGAUGGGAUAGAAAAAGCGGCGAACGAAAUUAAUGAGAAAGAAGAUACGCUGUUGGUCAUCGAACGUUACAAGAGCGGCUUUCAACCACCGGGGGAUUUUCCAUUUGAGGAUUUAUCAGCUGCUAAAUCGUACGAUAGUAACAGCCAGUUAUCUCAGCCAGUGAUGCAACCAAUCCAUAAUCACCUCACCGUUAAAGGAACAGUUUCCGGUGGGAAGAUUAAAAAACGUGUGGGUCUUUUCGGAAUAUUCAGCAGUAACAAGAAGUUGAUCGAGGUGUGCAUUGCUUUAAAGAACAACGUUCCUGGUUAUGGUGAUGGCGCAAAGGAGGAUUGCAGCGACCUGCCCCCAAAUCAACGGAAAAAGCGCCUUCAGCAACGAAUCGACGAAAUACAAGCAAAGAUCCAACAGGAAACUGCUGCGCGAGAUGGUCUUAUGAAAAUGAAAGGUGUCUACGAACAAAAUCCUGCUUUGGGUGAUCCUAUGAGUAUAGAGGGUCAACUCAACGAAUCCAGUCAUAAAUUAGACAAACUUGGGGCUGAGCUGACUAAGUUUCAAGGAUAUUUUGACGAAGCUAUGCGUGCAGGUCUUAACUUAUCGAGCCCAAGUCAAGUUUCUCGCAAGCCUACGAGCAAUGGUUCGGCGACCAGACCUCUCAGCUCUAGAAGGUCGAGCCAUUCUGGUGGAGAGGAAAGCCUCUCAAGAUCCGCGUCAGACUCAAGUGUUAGCAACGUUAAUACUAGUCAACCAGUGCACAAAAAGAGUGCUCCUGGAACACCUCAACCAAUCCAUGGUUCCACGAACAGCCCGGAGUCCGGCCUGGGAGCGUCGCGAACAUCUUUGCCUGGUAGCGGAGGCGAGGAAUACUACCUCGACGAGCUUGAAGCACAACCACCGCUAGGAACGUGUCGAGCUCUGUAUCCCUUUGACGCAACAAGCGAAGGAUCGAUACCCAUGUACGACGGAGAAGAGCUCUACAUGAUCGAACUGGAUCAAGGAGAUGGCUGGACGCGUGUGCGACGUAUUUCACAGCCCAUUGAAGGCUUCGUUCCCACAUCGUACAUAGAGUGCAAUCUCUACAACACAUAGCCGAAUUCAGGCGAAGUAGCAAGUAUCCAAUUACAGAGAUUGGUGGCUCUUGGAGGUGGGAGCGAAAACUUACGUCCACGUGAAAUCCCGAAUUUUGAGCAAUGCUGAAGAGAAAAGGAGACCGCGAGAAGACAAGAGAGAGCAAAAAAAAGAAAGAAAGAUGGAGUUGCUACAGGUGACUAUUCUAUUUAUGGUAGCUUGGCUGACGAAGAUAUAAACAUUUGUGCUACUUAAUAACGAACUUGGAAUUAUACUGUAGCAAAAAUCAAUUGUUCAAUCGAUCGGCGUAAAACCAUAAAGCUGCUUGCUUGACACGUAAUCAGGCUAAAUUGUUUGCCUUGGUGGUGGAUAGUUUUUUACAAGAUCGUACAACAGACACAGUUGCUUCGGGAAAGAGUAUAUAGUGAAAAAAGUGAACAAAUCCUGCAGUUCGCGCGUAGAGCUGGCAACGUUAGGGGAUAAAUUUUUAUGCUCAAACUGUACACAUAGUAUUCUCUAUAAGUAAACAGUGUUUAAUAAUAAGGAUACGGAAUAUAUUUUUUGGCAAAGAUUGCGUAGGCGUCGAAAAGUUUGGUGUAAACGGCCCGACCAUAUGAGAAAUACGAGAAGACUGAACUACUAAAGUACGUUAGGUGCGACAUCGAGUCGGUGUUAUGCUGGAUUUUCAAACUUUACGCCAGACAUGUGCAAUUUGCCAUUGGAAAUAUUAAAGUUAGAUUAUGGCGAAUUCAAUAUUAUUGCAUUCGGUACGAUUUCCCUGGUUGUACUUAUUCUACGCCAUACGAAUGUCGGCAAACCAGGAAAACCGCACUCAGUGUCUUGAAAACGAUGCAGCAAUUAGGUUUGCUAUUAAAUUCUUGUACAUAACGAGGGUACGGCGUGAAUAACGCUGAAGUAGAGGAAGUUUCCUUCGUGGGACGUCGCAGGUGUCAAGUGUAUAUACAUUAUAUUAAAUUGUACGAUUAAAAUGAAACUUCGUUAUAAAUAUAUAAUAUGAAAUAUAACCAACACGCAAAACUUGUUUCGAGAGAAAUGUUAUCUGUGCAAUGCUUCGAUUGAAUCCAUGAUUAUAUGCCCAGGUUUUUUUGAGACUCGUAAUUAAUGUUAUAAUAUUUAUUAUUAUUAUUGGUCGCAAAGCACAGAGGUUUGUGUGAUAUUCAAACUUCGAGCAAGGUUGAGAUUUUAUAUUAACGAAUCCCAACAGUAUUGCCAAUAUUGUUAUUU